AAAUCGUCCUUCAUGCGCUUAUGUUAUGAGGAUAAUGUAAAACUCCGUGUGUAUUGGGUCGGUCUGCCUAAACCUAUAUAAGCACUGCAGACAAAGUUUUCCAAAGCCUCUCUUUCUUGCCAACCGCAAAGAUGAACUACGGAUCUGACCACUAUACCUCGUCAUCCUACCGAAAGAUCUACAGGGACGCUCCUCGUUUCUCACCCUCAACCUCUCGUAUGAGUAGUCCUUCCGCCUCCUCCCGCAGUUCUGUGUCCUCCACCAGUUACAGGUCUGCGGUGUCUCUCCCCCGCAGUAGUGCGUCAUCGCUGGGCUACUACAGAAGGACCGGUCAGUCUUCUUCCUUUUCGACGGUGCCAGGUGACAGCCUCGAAUUGACUCAAUCCUCCGUCCUCAGCAAUGAGUUGAAAGUCACCCGAACCAAUGAGAAGGAACAACUGCAGGGUCUCAAUGACCGCUUCGCCAUGUUCAUCGAGAAAGUGCGUACCCUGGAGCAGCAGAACAAAGUCUUGGAGACGGAGCUGGUGACCCUGCGCCAGAGGCAGCACGAGCCAUCCCGCAUCGCGGACCUAUACCAGCAGGAGAUGCGCGAGCUUCGCGCGCAAGUGGAGGAGAUCAGCAGCGAGAAAGCACACAUUCUCAUCGAUAGGGACAACUUAGAAGAAGACCUGCACAAGCUUAGGGCCAAAUAUGAGGAGGAGAUAAGGGCGCGCGAGGAGGCUGAGCAGACCCUGCGGUCGUUCAAAAAGGACGUGGAUGACGCCACCAUUGCGCGGCUGGAUCUAGAGCGCAAAGUGGAGGGCCUCCUGGAUGAGAUAUCCUUCCUGAGGAAGGUCCACGACGAGGAGGUGGCCGAACUGAGCGGUAUGGUCCAGGCAGCUCAUGUGUCAGUCGAGGUAGAGCUGGCCAAACCCGACCUCACUUCGGCUCUGAAAGAGAUCCGCAAUCAGUACGAAACUCUGGCUUCUAAGAACCUGCACUCCGCGGAAGAGUGGUAUAAAUCCAAGUUUGCCAAUCUCAACGAGCAGGCCACCAGGAGCAAUGAGGCAAUGCGGGCCAGCAGGGAGGAGAUCAACGAAUUCAGGAGACAACUGCAGUCCAAGACAAUUGAGUUGGAGACCCUACAUGGCAUCAAUGAGUCUUUGGAACGGCAGAUUCGAGAGACAGAAGAUGGACACAAUCUUGAAAUCGCAGGUUUGCAGGAUACCAUUGGGCACCUGGACAAUGAUUUGCGGAACAUCAAGAAUGACAUGGCUCAGCAUCUUCGAGAGUACCAGGAUUUGCUCAAUGUCAAAAUGGCUCUGGACAUUGAAAUAGCUGCCUACAGAAAACUGCUGGAGGGAGAGGAAACUCACUUUAGCACAGGAAUAUUAUUUGGCGCCUCAAACCAUGGCACCAGUCACUUUGGAUACCAGCCACGUGCCUCAAGCUAUGCACGGAGUACCAAUAAGGAGAAAGAGGCUGCUCAGAAAGAUGGCUUCAAGGAGAUCACUGAGGAAAAAGUGGAGAAGAGCGAUGAAGCAGAUAUCAACUCAAACAACUAGACAACAUAAAUUUAGAGCUUGCAAGCCAGUUAUCUAAAGGCACAGAGCAAAUGUACUGUAUAUCUUACAUUAUUACUGGGAUGCAUUAUGUGCAGCUGAGCACUGCUACACUCUCCAGUUUCAAUUAAAAUAGUGGAAUUCGAGAUAGUCUUUGUUAGUAAUAUGAUAUGGAAGGUAGGUAGGUAGUUGAAAGGAGUGAUAAUUUUGUAAUUUAAACAAAUUGAAUAUUUUAACAAAAUGUAUGUAUUUUUGUAGCCUGGUUGCCUGAUCUGUAUGUGUUUUAGCCAACUCUUCUGUCAUUCGUUGUCAUGCCAUGCAAAUACAGUACAUGGCUAAUAAUUUUGUGAGUUGGGGCUGAUGAUGAAGCCAUUAAAAAUGUACUGUAACCUAUUUAUUGAACAUUGUCAAUAAAUGACUGAGAAGUC
Oncorhynchus kisutch (coho salmon) is the source of this 1969-nucleotide messenger RNA. RefSeq names its product internexin neuronal intermediate filament protein, alpha a (gene inaa). Lineage: Eukaryota; Metazoa; Chordata; Actinopteri; Salmoniformes; Salmonidae. The transcript has 3 exons. Gene Ontology annotation, cellular component: cytoplasm; intermediate filament; postsynaptic intermediate filament cytoskeleton. Gene Ontology annotation, molecular function: structural constituent of postsynaptic intermediate filament cytoskeleton. Gene Ontology annotation, biological process: intermediate filament organization. The coding region runs from base 132 to 1544 and encodes 470 amino acids. The record is from RefSeq and is a predicted model, not a curated record.